GGCUUCUGGUUCCGGGGCGGCAGUGCGGCGGCGGUACGCUGUUGCGAGCGGCGGGCGGUGAGAGGGCCGCGGUCGGGCGGCACCACGCUUCACCUGCGGACCUGAGUAGGGGCUCACGCGGCCGCCGGUAGUCGCUCCGCCCUCUUGUCCUGGGCCCGUUCGCCCAUUUCCCCCACGGUCGGGGCAAAUGAAUGAGCUUGCGAGGUGACGACGCGGCCCCGGCCCUUCUCAGUGACACCUGCGCAGCGCGGAGCAGCGGGGAUGAACCGGGCCAAGCCGGCCGCCGUGCGCAGGCCCAGCGCCACUGCCAAGCCUUCAGGGCACCCUCCACCAGGAGACUUCAUUGCUCUGGGCUCAAAGGGUCAGACCAGUGACUCCAAAACGACGUCCGCCUUGCUGAAGCCUGCCCCUUCCGGCCUGCCUUCGGAGCGCAAGCGGGAUGCUGCGGCCGCUUUGGCCGGUGCCUCCGCCCUAACCGGCCUCACUAAGCGCCCCAAACUCUCCUCCACACCCCCGCUGAGUGCCCUGGGGCGCCUGGCUGAGGCCGCCGUCGCAGAAAAACGCGCUAUCUCUCCUUCGAUUAAAGAACCGUCUGUGGUCCCGAUUGAAGUUCCACCCACAGUGCUGCUGGAUGAGAUUGAAGCUGCUGAGCUGGAGGGCAAUGAUGACAGGAUUGAGGGCGUGCUGUGUGGGGCAGUGAGGCAGCUGAAGGCCGCCCGGGCCAAGCCCGACAGCACCCUGUACCUGAGCCUCAUGUACCUGGCCAAAAUCAAGCCCAAUAUCUUCGCCACGGAGGGAGUCAUCGAGGCUCUGUGUGGCCUUCUGCGCCGGGACAACUCCAUCAAUUUCAAGGCCAAAGGGAACAGCCUAGUGUCCGUGCUGGCCUGUAACCUCCUCAUGGCUGCCUACGAGGAGGACGAGAACUGGCCGGAGAUCUUUGUUAAGGUGUAUAUUGAAGAUUCCCUAGGGGAGCGCAUCUGGGUGGACAGCCCCCACUGUAAGACCUUCGUGGACAACAUCCAGACGGCAUUCAACACCAGGAUGCCCCCUAAGAGCAUGCUCCUACAGGGGGAGGCGGGGCGCAGCGGGGGGGACCUCAGUGCUGGGAGCAGUCCCCACCCCUCCCUUACUGAGGAAGAGGACAGCCAGACGGAACUCCUGAUUGCCGAGGAGAAGCUCAGCCCUGAGCAGGAGGGCCAGCUCAUGCCCAGGUCUAGGUAUGAUGACCUCACAGAGAGCGUGGAGGAGUAUGUUCUCGACAUGCUUCGGGACCAGCUCAACCGGCGUCAGCCCAUCGAUAAUGUCUCACGGAACCUCCUGCGGCUCCUCACUUCCACCUGUGGGUACAAGGAGGUGCGACUGAUGGCGGUGCAGAGGCUGGAGAUGUGGCUGCAAAACCCCAAGCUGACCAGGCCCGCCCAGGACCUGCUGAUGUCUGUCUGCAUGAACUGCAGCACGCACGGCUCUGAGGACAUGGACGUCAUUUCCCACCUCAUCAAAAUCCGCCUCAAGCCCAAAGUUCUCCUUAACCACUACAUGCUCUGUGUCAGGGAACUGCUGAAUGCGCAUAAGGACAACCUGGGCACCACCAUCAAGUUCGUGAUCUUCAAUGAGCUUUCCAAUGCCCGGAACCCAAACAACAUGCAGAUCCUCUACACUGUGCUGCAGCACAGCUCGGAGCUGGCGCCCAAGUUCCUGGCCAUGGUGUUCCAGGACCUGCUGACCAACAAGGACGACUACUUGCGGGCCUCGCGGGCCCUGCUCCGGGAGAUUAUCAAGCAGACCAAGCACGAGAUUGACUUCCAGGCCUUCUGCCUCGGGCUUAUGCAAGAGCGCAGGGAGCCACAGCACCUGGACAUGGAGUUCAAGGAACGCUUUGUGGUACACGUCACAGAUGUGCUGGCUGUGUCCAUGAUGCUGGGCAUAACUGCCCAGGUGAAGGAGGCCGGGAUCGCCUGGGACAAAGGAGAGAAGAAGAACUUGGAGGCGCUGCGCUCCUUUCAGAACCAGAUAGCAGCGAUCCAGCGGGAUGCAGUGUGGUGGCUGCACACUGUGGUGCCAUCUAUCAGCAAGCUCGCGCCGAAGGACUACGUGCACUGCCUCCACAAGGUGCUCUUCACAGAGCAGCCAGAGACCUACUAUAAGUGGGACAAUUGGCCCCCCGAGAGCGACCGCAACUUCUUCCUUCGCCUCUGCUCGGAGGUGCCCAUCCUGGAGGACACGCUGAUGCGCAUCCUGGUCAUUGGGCUGUCCCGGGAGCUCCCGCUCGGCCCUGCAGAUGCCAUGGAGCUUGCUGACCACCUGGUGAAGCGAGCUGCAGCCGUGCAGGCGGAUGAUGUGGACGUACUGAAGGUAGAGCGGGUCCAGCUCAUCGACGCCGUGCUGAACCUGUGCACGUACCACCACCCUGAGAACAUCCAGCUGCCCCCCGGGUACCAGCCUCCAAACCUUGCCAUCUCAACCCUCUACUGGAAGGCCUGGCCCCUCCUGCUGGUCGUCGCUGCAUUUAACCCAGAGAACAUUGGCCUGGCUGCCUGGGAGGAGUACCCAACGCUGAAGAUGCUCAUGGAAAUGGUGAUGACCAAUAAUUACUCCUACCCACCAUGCACCCUGACGGAUGAGGAGACACGGACAGAGAUGAUCAGUCGGGAGCUGCAGAUUUCCCAGCGGGAGAAGCAGGAAAUCCUGGCAUUCGAGGGCCACCUGGCAGCUGCCUCUACCAAGCAGACCAUCACUGAGAGCAGCAGCCUCCUCCUGUCUCAGCUUACCAGCCUGGACCCCCAAGGACCCCCACGGCGGCCACCCCCCCACAUCCUAGAGCAAGUGAAAGGCCUUAACCAGUCCCUCCGCCUGGGGCACCUGCUGUGUCGGAGCCGGAACCCCGACUUCCUCCUCAAUAUCAUCCAGAGGCAGGCCUCUUCGCAGUCCAUGCCCUGGCUGGCCGACCUGGUGCAGUCCAGCGAGGGCUCCCUGGACGUGCUGCCUGUACAGUGCCUGUGUGAGUUCCUGCUGCACGACGCCGCCGACGACUCUGCCUCUGGCGGCGAGGAAGAGGAGGGCGAGAGUAAGGAGCGGAAGGCCAGGAAGCGGCAGAGGCAGCAGAAGCAGAGGCAGCUCCUGGGCCGCCUGCAGGACCUGCUGCUGGGCCCCAAGGCCGAUGAGCAGACCACGUGUGAGGUGCUGGACUACUUCCUGCGGCGCCUCGGCUCCUCCCAGCUGGCUUCCAGGGUGCUGGCCAUGAAGGGCUUGUCCCUGGUGCUCUCAGAGGGAAGCCUGCGGGACGGGGACAAGGAGCCCCCGAUGGAAGAGGACUCAGGGGACGCGGAGACGUUGCAGGGCUAUCAGUGGCUGCUGCGAGACCUUCCCAGGCUGCCUCUGUUCGACAGUGUCAGGGCCACCACCGCCCUGGCGCUGCAGCAGGCCAUCCACAUGGAGACUGACCCACAGACCAUCAGCGCCUACCUGGUCUACUUGUCCCAGCACACGCCCGUGGAGGAGCAGGGCCAGCACAGUGACCUGGCCCUGGAUGUGGCCCGGCUCAUCGUGGAGCGCUCCACCAUCAUGUCCCACCUCUUCUCGAAGCGCUCCUGCAGUGCCGAGUCAGACGCUGUGCUUGUGGCCCUGCUUUCCAUCUUCUCCCGCUACGUGAGGCGCAUGCGCAAGAGCAAGGAGGGAGAGGAAGUCUACAGCUGGUCAGAGUCACAGGACCAGGUUUUCCUCCGCUGGACCAGUGGUGAGACGGCCACCAUGCACAUCCUGGUGGUCCACGCCAUGGUCAUUCUCCUGACGCUGGGGCCGCCCCACACUGAUGAUGGCGAGUUCCAGGCUCUGCUGGACAUCUGGUUCCCGGAGAAGAAGCCUCUGCCCACGGCCUUCCUGGUGGACACCUCAGAGGAGGCUCUGCUGCUGCCCGACUGGCUGAAGCUGCGCAUGAUCCGCUCAGAGGUCCCUCGCCUGGUGGAUGCUGCCCUGCAGGACCUGGAGCCACAGCAGCUGCUGCUUUUCGUGCAGUCCUUCGGUAUCCCCGUGUCCAGCAUGAGCAAGCUCCUCCAGUACCUGGACCAGGCAGUGGCGCAUGACCCCCAGACACUGGAGCAGAACAUCAUGGACAAAAGUGCUGAGCCCCGGCUGUGGUCCACAGAUUACAUGGCUCACCUGGUGGAAGUUCAGCACGAGAGAGGAGCAUCCGGAGGCCAGACGUUCCACUCCCUGCUCACAGCCUCCCUGCCCCCUCGGCGAGACAGUGCAGAGGCGCCAAAGCCCAAAAGCAGCCCAGAGCAGCCUCCGGGCCAAGGCAGGAUCCGGGCCGGAACUCAGGUGCGGGUGCUCAGCCCUGAGGACGACCUGGCCAGCAUGUUCCUUCAGAUCUUCCCGCUGAGCCCCGGCCCACGGUGGCAGAGCUCCAGUGCCCGCCCUGUUGCCCUUGCAUUGCAGCAGGCCCUGGGCCAGGAGUUGGCACGCGUCCGCCAGGGGAGUCCUGAGGUGACAGGUGUCACAGUGCGCCUCCUGCAGGCCAUUGCCACCCUUCUUAGCUCCCCGCAUGGCGGGGCCUUGGCUCUGGCCAUGCACCGAAGCCACUUCCUCGCCUGCCCUCUAAUGCGCCAACUUUGCCAGUACCAGCGCUGCGUGCCCCAGGACCCUGGCUUCUCAUCGCUCUUCCUCAAAGUGCUCAUGCAGAUCCUGCAGUGGCUGGAGAGCCCCGCUGGGGAGGGUGGGCCUCUGCAGGCCCAGCUCAAGCUGUUUGCCUCCCAGUACUCGGCCCGGCGCAGGAUCAGUGACGUGCGGAGCGGUUUUGUGCACCUGGCGGAGGCUCUGGCAUUCCGCGGGGACUUGGAGGUGGUCAGUUCCACAGUCCGAGCCAUUGUCGCCACCCUUAGGUCUGGGGAGGAGUGUGGCGUGGAACCCGAGCUCAUCGGUGAAGUGCUCCGGGGCCUGAUCGAGGUGAGGUCGCCGCACCUGGAGGAGCUGCUGGCCGCGCUCUUCUCUGCCCCUUCUGCCUUCCCAGCCUCGCGGCCCACUGCAGUGGUGAGCUCGCUGCUGCUGCAAGAGAAGCAGGCAUCCCCAGCUCCCGGGGAGCAGGACAGCAGCCACAGCCUGGAGGCCGUGCAGCUGGGACCUUGCUCUGGGCUCCUUGUUGACUGGCUGGAGAUGCUGGACCCUGAGGUGAUCAGCAGCUGCCCCAACCUGCAGCAGAGGCUCCUGUUCUCCCGCAGCAAGGGCAAAGGCCAUCCUGGCCCCCAGGUGCCAUCUUUCCGACCUUACCUCCUGGCCCUCCUCACACACCAGUCCAACUGGUCCACACUGCACCAGUGUGUUCGUAUCCUCCUGGGAAAGAACCGUGAGCAGAGGUUUGACCCUUCGGCCUCUCUGGACUUCCUGUGGGCCUGCAUCCAUGUGCCCCGUAUUUGGCAGGGGAGGGACCAGCGCACCCCUCAGAAGCAACGGGAGGAGUUGGUGCUGCGGGUCCAGGCCCCGGAACUCAUUGGCCUGGUGGAGCUCAUCCUGGCAGAGGCUGAGACCAAGAGCCAGGAUGGGGUCACUGCCUGCAGCCUCCUCCAGGCUAGGCUGCCCUUGCUGCUCAGCUGCUGCCGUGGAGAUGAUGAAAGCGUCAGGAAGGUGACAGCGCACCUUACAGGCUGCAUCCAGCAGUGGGGCGACAGCGUGCUGGGCAAGCGCUGCCAAGACCUGCUUACGCAGCUGUACUUGCAGUGGCCUGAGCUCCGCGUCCCUGUGCCCGAGGGCCUGCUGCACAGCGAAGGUGCCGCCAGUAGCAGCACCUGCAAGGUCUUCGUGGCAUCUGCCCACCUGGGCAGCCAGCGGUGGAGCACCGUCUGGCAGGCCUCGAGAGGACCUGCUGCCGGCCCCACUUGCCAGUACCACCGAGGGAAGUUGGUUUUCUCCAAGCCUUUCCUUCUAUCUGUUAUUCUGCAUGUUCUUCGUUUAACAGCUGUCUUGGCCCAUAGCCUUGAGGGCUUCUGUGUAUUUGGCAGGAGGUUGACUCCAGAUGCCAGGUGUGCAGAUUGUGUGGGAACUGGCCAUGGUCUCUGCGUGGCCAGGCCCUCAGGAAUGGGGACCUCAGCCUCAGAGACCUGCACAUUGCCCCUGUGGAGCGUUGUUGCAGUCCCCUGGGCAGUGGACUCAGUCUCCAUGAGGCCGAGGGCUAUAGGUGGCCCAGGGCCUCUGACCCCCACCUUCCCUCAGCUGGACAGUCUAAUCCACCGUUUCAUCACCCUCCUCGCGGACACCAGCGAUUCCCGGUCGUCUGAGAACCGAGUGGCCGAUGCCAACAUGGCCUGCCGGAAGCUGGCUGUGGCCCACCCCAUCCUGCUGCUCAGGCACCUGCCCAUGAUCGCCGCUCUCCUUCACGGCCGCACCCACCUCAACUUCCAGGAGUUCCGUCAGCAGAACCACCUGACCUUUUUCCUGCACGUGUUGGGCCUGCUGGAGCUGCUGCAGCCUCAGGUGUUUCAGAGCGAGCACCAGGGGGCGCUGUGGGACUGCCUGCGCUCCUUCCUGCACUUGCUGCUGAACUACAGAAAGUCCUCCCGCCACCUGGCCCCCUUCAUCAGCAAGUUCGUGCAGCUCACGCACAAAUAUGUCACCUGCAACGCCCCGGCAGCCAUCUCCUUCCUGCAGAAACACUCGGAUGCGCUCCAUGACCUCUCCUUCGACAGCAGUGACCUGGUGAUGCUCAAGUCCCUCCUUGCAGGGCUGAGCCUUCCCAGCAGAGGCAGCAGAGCCGACCGAGGCCUGGAUGAGGAGGGCGAGGAUGAGAGCUCAGCAGGCUCCCUGCCUCUGGUCAGCAUCUCUCUCUUCACUCCUCUGACUGCAACUGAAAUGGCCCCCUACAUGAAGAGGCUUUCCUGGGGCCAGACCGUCGAGGAUCUACUGGAGGUGCUGAGUGACAUAGACGAGAUGUCCCGGCGUAGGCCAGAGGUCCUGGGCUGCUUCUCGACGAGCCUGCAGCGGCUGAUGAGCUCCGAGGAGGAGGCCUGCCGUACCCUGGCGUUCACCCUGGCCCUGCGCUCUGUCCAGAAUGACCCCAGCAUUGCAGCAGACUUCCUGCCCACAUUCAUGUACUGUCUGGGCAGCCGGGACUUUGAGGUGGUACAGACGGCCCUCAGGAACCUUCCCGAGUACACUCUCCUCUGCCAAGAGCACGCAGCCGUGUUGCUGCACCGGGCCUUCCUGGUGGGCAUGUAUGGCCAGAUGGACACCAGCACCCAGAUCUCUGAAGCCCUGAGGAUCCUGCACAUGGAGGCGGUGAUGUGAGCCCGUUGACAGCUUCACCACGUGCCAGCCUGGGUCCCACAGCAGGUGGGCUGGGCCCCAGGCCAAGCCCAGCCAGCGUCUGGUACCCUGGUAGCCUCCCCUGGGAUGGGGACACUGAGCUGCCCCAGGGUAGGCAGGCAGCACCCAGCCCAUGGCCAGCAACUGGGUGUAGGGUGGUGGGGAGGGGGUGCUGUCUGCCCUGGGGGCUGCCCUGCCUGCAAGUGACGGGUCUGUAGCCCAGCCUGGAGGAGCUGCAAUGUGGCUGAGGGACUGCUUUUCAAUAAAAUGUGCUGAACCUCUUGU
Messenger RNA from Manis javanica (Malayan pangolin), 7575 nucleotides. The record is from RefSeq and is a predicted model, not a curated record. NCBI's taxonomy places the organism in Eukaryota, Metazoa, Chordata, Mammalia, Pholidota, Manidae.